Lentinula edodes (shiitake mushroom) is the source of this 1301-nucleotide messenger RNA. RefSeq lists its product as uncharacterized. Gene Ontology annotation, biological process: cell surface receptor signaling pathway. NCBI's taxonomy places the organism in Eukaryota, Fungi, Basidiomycota, Agaricomycetes, Agaricales, Omphalotaceae. The record is from RefSeq and is a predicted model, not a curated record. The coding region runs from base 64 to 1179 and encodes 371 amino acids. The transcript has 6 exons.
GAGCAUUCUGAAUGCUAUACAGGUGUGUUCAUCAUUCGCUCACUCAUGGAUCUUGACUAACGAAUGCACCUGCAGGGCGCGAAAGAUAAUAAAGAUUCCCUGAAGCAACUCGCCUCCACAAUUACCAGUCUAUCAAACACAGUAGUUAACACUUAUCAUCGGCUGCAUCCGCCUCUGCACACAGAAAACUCGGUUUCGGACGCAGAGUCAAAACUAUUUUCGUCAGACCCUAUGCUAAACCAACAGGUCGAAGAUCUUUUAAGUACACUUAGGGAAAUCGAGGAUAUCGUUCGACGUCAGGUUUCCAGGACCUUGGUUCGACGAGUUAUUUCCUCAAGAUCUGAUUCGAAUAUCAUUCAGGAUUACAAGGACCACUUGAACCAAGCGUUGGAGGCGUUCACGCUUCAAUCGAACAUAGUUCUACGUGAGACACUCCUCAGAGUGGAAUCCAAGCAAGAAGAAUUGUUGCAUUCACAGGAAAGCGUACGCUCAACUUUGGAAUCAUUUCAUCAAGACUUCCUUCGAUCUAGUGCAAGUGAAGGAGGACCAACCCAACGGGACGAGGAGCAAGUCCAGAAUGCUGUUUUUACUAAGCUUUCUCCGACGGAACCAGUCGUGUUUGAGGUCAGCUCACCUAUAAGUAUGAGUGGUCCCAUUGACCAGACCCCUGACGAUUCAAACGAUCGUUCGGCUUCUUCGUCUUCUCUGCCUCAUUUCUCAACACAAAUUUCACAACCCCAAACUCCACCAUUCAGCCCUUCUACAUCGAUAUCAACGCCCAAUAAUAACCCAUUUGAAAAUGUUUUCAGCAGGCCAGUCCAAGGAAAUGUCACUGUAAAUAACUUUUCAGGGGACCACUCCGUCAUUUCAAAUGUGGAUAAUUCCCGUCGAGAGAACUUUGGGAAUGUAUAUCACACGGGGAGUUUCUUUGGUAAGAAUUCCGGUUCAAGAGAGGAGAUGUUCGGUGGGUCAAGCUAUGGUCGCGGAGCUGACCACUGGGAGAAUUAUCAUCGGGGUACUGAUGCCGGAUCGAGCGAGGUCUACUCUCAUUCUAACCAUGGCGAUGUAGGCCAUCCCGUUCGACGAGGACGAGAGGGGAUGCAGAGAUGGGAAAAUAGGUUUGUCCCUAGGAGCGUGCCUGUAACGUUUCCCCAGCCUUCGUUCCCCGUGCUUGGUUGAAGUUACUUUGCAGGGAGAAACACUAGAAUUGCGUACUUACUAGAUGAAUACAGCGCUUUGCGUGUUGUUAUCUAUUUGUGCUUAUUUAUUUGACCCGCCUUGGAUUAGGAUCUAUGCGAUGC